GCUUCUUCUGCGGCGGCGGCCCCGGAGGCGGCUGCUUCUUCUGCGGCGGCGGCCGUGCUCGGGUCCGCCCUCCCGGGGACCCGGAGCGAAGGAGCAGGAAAUGGCAGACGAGGCGCUCUUUUUGCUUCUCCACAAUGAGAUGGUGACCGGCGUCUACAAGUCCGCAGAUCAGGGGGAGGUGGAAAAUGGAAGAUGCAUUACUAAGUUGGAGAACAUGGGUUUUAGAGUAGGGCAAGGAUUGAUAGAAAGGUUUACAAAGGAUACUGCAAGGUUCAAGGAUGAAUUAGAUAUCAUGAAGUUCAUUUGCAAAGAUUUUUGGACCACCAUUUUCAAGAAACAAAUUGAUAACCUAAGGACAAAUCAUCAGGGCAUCUAUGUGCUUCAAGAUAAUAAAUUUCGACUCCUGACUCAGAUGUCUGCAGGAAAACAGUAUUUAGAUCAUGCACCUAAGUAUUUAGCAUUUACAUGUGGCUUAAUCAGAGGUGGCUUAUCAAAUUUGGGGAUAAAAAGUAUUGUGACAGCUGAAGUGUCAGCAAUGCCAGCAUGUAAAUUUCAAGUCAUGAUACAGAAGAUAUAGCAUGUACGAAAAUGUUUCUACAAUGUAAAAAGAUUAAAUUAUUCAUGUAUAAAGAUUUUUGAUGAGUAGUAACUUUUGACUUAACUGGCAUUAUCAUCAGUUUAUCAUUGAUUCAUGUAAGCUAUAUGUUAAUUUAUUAGAUAAUGUAAUAUGCACUCUUAAAUAAGAUUACCAUAGUAUGGAAUAUAUUAUCAUCUAAUGGAACAAAAAAAAUCAAAGAAAAUUUUACUGAGACACUAUGCUGUAGUUAUAUAUGACAGUUAUACUAUAUUCAACUUUAUUACAUUAAAAUUUUUAUUAAGUACAAAAACCAAGUAACAUUUCUUUGUGCUCUACUGAUUAAUGGUAAUAUUUAUUUAGUAUUAAAAAGGAGAGCAAAAUUAAAAGUCUUUCUGAAUUAGCAAAGAGAAAAAAGUUAUCAUUUACACCCAAUUUUUUCAGGUCCACGAAAGGAUGAGAUUAAAUUAAAUUAAAAAAAAAAAAAAA
This is a messenger RNA of Sarcophilus harrisii (Tasmanian devil), 1063 nucleotides long. RefSeq names its product trafficking protein particle complex 6B (gene TRAPPC6B). NCBI's taxonomy places the organism in Eukaryota, Metazoa, Chordata, Mammalia, Dasyuromorphia, Dasyuridae. The record is from RefSeq and is a predicted model, not a curated record. Gene Ontology annotation, cellular component: TRAPP complex; trans-Golgi network; cis-Golgi network. Gene Ontology annotation, biological process: endoplasmic reticulum to Golgi vesicle-mediated transport; regulation of GTPase activity. The transcript has 6 exons. Bases 101 to 577 code for a protein of 158 amino acids.